AUGAAGGCCCUGUUCCUGACCACAGUGUUGCCUGGGCUGGUGGCUGUUCUUCAAGCUCAAGAUGCCCCAUCUGAGGACCAGGAGCUCCAAGGAACCUGGUACGUGAAGGCCAUGGUGGCCAACAAGAAUCUGGAGGAGGAGGGCAAGAUACCCAAACAGGUGUUUCCCAUAAAGAUAACGGUCCUGGAAGGAGGAAACUUGGAGAGCACAGGCAUAUUUCGGAAAAAUGGUCAAUGUCAUGACAUAAAAAUUGUGAUGCAGAAAACCGAUCAACCUGGCGAAUACACCAUCCUUCAGGGCAAGAGGAUCAUCUACAUUGAGAAACUGUCAGUGAAGGACCACCUCAUAAUCUACUGUGAAGGCUUCAAAAAUACAAAUUCAUUCGGCAUGGGGAAGCUCAUGGGGAAGGAUCCUGAACAAAACUUAGAGGCCCUGGAAGAAUUUAAGAAAUUCACACAGCGCAAGGGGCUUCUGAAGAGCAGCAUCUUCAUGCCCAAGCAGAAUGGCCCACCUGAUGAGCCACUGGCUGUCAAGCCAGGCCCUGGACAGGAGUGUGAAAAUUCCCUGGGGAGGCAGAACUUUGAGAAGGCAUUAGGGGUGCAGACAGCACGCAAGUCCUUGUAG
This is a messenger RNA of Jaculus jaculus (lesser Egyptian jerboa), 624 nucleotides long. RefSeq names its product odorant-binding protein 2a-like. NCBI's taxonomy places the organism in Eukaryota, Metazoa, Chordata, Mammalia, Rodentia, Dipodidae. The record is from RefSeq and is a predicted model, not a curated record. Bases 1 to 624 code for a protein of 207 amino acids. Gene Ontology annotation, molecular function: small molecule binding. The transcript is spliced from 6 exons.